AUGUACGUGGGAAUCGACCCGACUGCGCCUUCCAUGCACGUCGGGCACAUGCUACCUUUCAUGGUGCUGGCCUGGGGUUAUGUCUGGGGUCUACCGGUGACAUUUUUGGUGCGUUUCCUUCUGGGAGUUAUGAGAGGAGUGGCUAAUCCAACGCAGCUCGGCGGCGCUACAUCUCGGGUCGGCGAUCCCACGGGCCGGUUAAAGGGACGCGAGCAGGUUCAUUCGUCCAUCCGCAAGGCAAACAUGGCCAGCAUGCAUAUGCAGUUGAAAAAGCUGGGCGCAAGCAUCGAGCAAUAUGGGAGGCGACACGGACACGAGCGGGAGAUGAUCUGGAGACGAGCGUUGGUGAAUAAUAAUGUCUGGUGGAACAAAAUGCCGUUCAUUGAACUGCUUCGCGACCUGGGGGCAUAUAUGCGACUAGGCCCUAUGCUCGGCAGAGAUACAGUCAAGACCCGUCUGAAUUCCGGUGACGGCAUGUCCUUUGCCGAGUUUUCGUACCCGUUGCUCCAGGCUUGGGAUUGGUGGCAUCUGUUCAAGAAGGGUGUUCAAGUGCAAGUGGGGGGGUCUGAUCAAUACGGAAAUAUCCUGUUCGGCAUGGACGCUGUCAAGUCGAUCAGUCGGAACACGGCAGAUGAGCAAAGCCGGCGGGAGCUGGAAGAUGAGCUGGACCGGCCGAUUGGAUUUACAACUCCCUUGUUGACGGCGCCGUCGGGCGAGAAGUUUGGCAAGUCGGCGGGUAAUGCGAUUUGGCUUGACAAGGACAUGACCUCGACUUUUGAGCUCUACCAGGUAUGUUUCCCACGUGUCCACCUAAUCCCUGGACUAACAUCUUUCCAGUUCUUCGUGCGAACCCCCGACGAUGUUGUCGAGCACUAUCUGAAGCUGUUCACUUUUAUUCCAUUGCACGAGAUUACCUCGAUCAUGGAGGAGCAGAACAAAGACCCCUCCAAACGAGUUGCUCAGCACACUCUGGCCUCGGAAUUUGUCGAAUUGAUCCACGGCAAGGCCGAGGCCGAGGCCGUGGCCAUGCAACACCGCCAGCUGUUCCGUCCACGCUCUUCUACCGACACCCCGACACCUUUUACCUUGAACCAAAAGUCCAACGAUGACAAGUCUCGGAAACCCCCGCUCUUCCCGGACGAUAUCACUCCCCAGUCGGGCAACCGCUACGCGCCCCAGACGAACUUUGCCAACAUGCCCGGCGGAAACAGGGUUGUCCUCCCCGAGUCGGUGGUAUACAACACAACCUUCAACAAGGUGCUCUGGUCCGCUGGACUUGUAUCAUCCAAGGGUGAAGGCCACCGAGCUAUAGCUAAUAACGGAGCGUAUGUUGGCAGCCUUCCCUGCAACACUGGCCCGAUGAGAGAUAACCUCACGUUCGCCCCGAUCAAACCCUGGUUCGCGGAUCGGACCAAGGACUAUGUCAUUGAGGGCAAUCUCUUGUUCCUGAAGUUGGGCAAAUGGAAGUUCAAGAUCGUGGAGGUGGUGAGUGACGAGGAGUUUCGGCGGCGCGACUUGACUUGUCCGGGCUGGGGGGAGGAGGAGCCGGAGAAGCAGGAGGGAAAGGAACAGAAGGAAUGA
Penicillium lagena is the source of this 1581-nucleotide messenger RNA. Its product is annotated as tyrosine--tRNA ligase MSY1. Gene Ontology annotation, biological process: tyrosyl-tRNA aminoacylation. Gene Ontology annotation, cellular component: mitochondrion; cytosol. The record is from RefSeq and is a predicted model, not a curated record. Bases 1 to 1581 code for a protein of 526 amino acids. The transcript has 2 exons. NCBI's taxonomy places the organism in Eukaryota, Fungi, Ascomycota, Eurotiomycetes, Eurotiales, Aspergillaceae. Gene Ontology annotation, molecular function: RNA binding; tyrosine-tRNA ligase activity; ATP binding.